This is a messenger RNA of Colletotrichum phormii, 1242 nucleotides long. RefSeq lists its product as uncharacterized. The coding region runs from base 1 to 1242 and encodes 413 amino acids. The record is from RefSeq and is a predicted model, not a curated record. NCBI's taxonomy places the organism in Eukaryota, Fungi, Ascomycota, Sordariomycetes, Glomerellales, Glomerellaceae. The transcript is spliced from 2 exons.
AUGUCGGAACUGCCCCUCCAAGUACCAGGCCUGGGUCGCGACGCAUCACCGCGGGUCGUGCCGCGCGACGCGCCUCUCACCGCUUCGGAUGCGGACGCAGCCCCGGCCACGGCGAUCAAGGGAGACGACCGAGCCGAAGCGAUCCCCGGCGCCCAUGCCGACGCCGGAUCCCAGAUCUCCCUUCCCAUUCGGACACGGCAGCCACUCAGGGAAGCGAAGAAGCAUGUGAAUGGCUCAGCGGGGCCGUUCUUCGAGGUCCUCUCCUCCGACCUCCGCUACCAGAUUUACCAGCUCGCUUUUGGCCGCAAGAUUCUACAUCUCUACUUACUGUAUCGCCGCAGCCUCCAACCAGAUGUGAGAUGGCGGAAAGGCCACCAGCCUGUGCCGGCUUGGUACCCUCAUUCACCGAGCGUGUCGCCUAUGGAUCCGCCUUUUGCCGAUGCGAGUAUGACGCCGCAGUGGUACUGGUGGAGCUGCGUGUGCGGCCCGGAGGAUCGGAAGCUCGAGACUAAACUGUCUGAUCAGUGUCCUAGAGGUUUCUACCAGACAUGCGGUCCUAAGGAGACAUAUCUGGGUGUACUCCCGUGGUUGCUAACAUGCCGAAGAGCCUACGAAGAGACGAUACAGGUCUUGUACGCGAGCAACACAUUCAAGUUUGAGCAGAGGCUUGAGGCCAUGUACUUUCCAUAUUCCAUCGCCACGCCGCAGCUCAACUGGAUCACAUCACUGGAAAUACGCAUACCGGACCGCGAUGAGUCCCUUGUCGACAAAUCGCUCGACAAGUCCCCGCGACCUUCACCCGGGGCGCCUACAAUCACUGAGCUCCGCGCAUUGAGUCCCCGAGACCAGUAUCUGAGCAUCAUUAAAAGCAUCGCGCCAAAUUUCCCUGCCCUCCGUCGGCUACACAUUUCCUUUGAGGGUUCCGUUCGUAGGGUCCCGGUGCCUCGACCGAACGUCACAACCCUCCUCAUCUCCACUCUUGGUGAGGUGGACACGAACGAGCUGGAGUCUCUCAUCUUGGGACCCAUUGACGCGAUGCCAGAGGAGAUUGACAAGCAGGUUUUGUUUUACCAAUCACUGUACACCGCACUUCUCGCAGCUGAGAGCCAGAAGGGUGAGGGCGAGGUCAAGGAGGUUGAAUACCUGCGGAGCGACGGACGCCCCGGGUGGACCAAGUUCUGGCGGUCAUUGGGGCCGGCAGAGGGAAGAAAGGCGGGAUACUGGGUUUGCAAGCACGGCUGA